Glycine soja is the source of this 722-nucleotide messenger RNA. Its product is annotated as 60S ribosomal protein L34. Gene Ontology annotation, biological process: ribosome biogenesis; translation. NCBI's taxonomy places the organism in Eukaryota, Viridiplantae, Streptophyta, Magnoliopsida, Fabales, Fabaceae. Gene Ontology annotation, cellular component: ribosome; cytosolic large ribosomal subunit. The record is from RefSeq and is a predicted model, not a curated record. Gene Ontology annotation, molecular function: structural constituent of ribosome. The transcript is spliced from 4 exons. The coding region runs from base 92 to 454 and encodes 120 amino acids.
AUGUACCUCAGCGCGUCCACAGAAACUUUUUUUUUUCUGUUUGCCGUGGAAGAGAGAAACCCUAGGGUUUGGAAGAAGCUGAUCGGAGAAGAUGGUGCAGCGUCUCACCUACCGCAAGCGCCACAGCUAUGCCACCAAAUCCAACCAGCACAGAGUCGUCAAGACUCCCGGUGGCAAGCUUGUUUAUCAGACCACGAAGAAGAGGGCCAGCGGACCCAAGUGCCCUGUCACUGGAAAGAGGAUUCAAGGGAUUCCACAUUUAAGGCCAACAGAAUAUAAGAGAUCAAGGUUACCCAGAAACCGAAGGACUGUGAACCGUGCAUAUGGUGGUGUGUUGUCUGGCAGUGCUGUUAGAGAGAGAAUCAUUCGAGCUUUCUUGGUUGAAGAGCAAAAGAUUGUGAAAAAGGUAUUGAAGAUCCAAAAGACAAAGGAAAAGCAAGCUUUGAAGGGCUGAGUUUUGAGAAAAGUGAUAAAGAUCUUUUUGGAGGGAUUUUAGGUUUGGGUGAGUAAUGAUUAUAGUAAUGCAUGAAAUUUGUUAGAGCUGUUUCUGUGUUAAUUUUGUGCUUAUUUGGCUUUUUUAAACUCAUUCUAGUGCAACUGUUAACUUUGUUGACAACUCCAUUACGAUACAGUUUUGUAUGUCACCAUUUUCUCUUGCUGGAUUAUUAAUUUUCUCUCUGCAUAUUAGUGCUUUGCUCCAAAACCUGUUGCAGCUAGAAUAA